AUGUCGCGGUCGUCAUCGUCGGCAUGUGAAUUACCAGCCGUUGCCGCGCAUUUGCCCAAAAAAGUGCAACUCCGCAUCAUUGCCAUCUGGCAGAAACGAGAUCCACACGCCAGUUGCGAGGAGCAAAAGCGGAAGACCAGGUUAAUAUUACUGAAUCUGCCUGCACAUCUCCGUGCUCAACUGCAACCACCGCCAUUCCGAUGUGAGAUGCCACAUUUUGUGCAUCGACUUGAGCAGCACGUGCAGACAGAAAUACAGAAGAUAUGGGUCGGAUAUCACGAUGGGCAGCCGUGCUUUGAGCAAGUUGAUCGUCAACUGGUCGUCCUCCAGGCCAACGAGAUUUCCCUCGGCUCGUUCCGCUACCCUCCCGCCAAGGCAUUCGAUCGGCUUGAACUGCUCCAAAAGUUCCGCCGAGCUUCGGUCGCU
Mesorhabditis spiculigera is the source of this 426-nucleotide messenger RNA. The record is from the annotation of a GenBank genome assembly. Lineage: Eukaryota; Metazoa; Nematoda; Chromadorea; Rhabditida; Rhabditidae.